Molecule: messenger RNA, 8267 nt
Organism: Alosa alosa (allis shad)
Lineage: Eukaryota; Metazoa; Chordata; Actinopteri; Clupeiformes; Clupeidae
Gene: syngap1b
Product: synaptic Ras GTPase activating protein 1b
Exons: 19
Coding region: 1601-5728 (1375 amino acids)
Biological process (GO): negative regulation of Ras protein signal transduction; regulation of GTPase activity
Source: RefSeq, a predicted model, not a curated record
CCCUCUCCCGGGUCCGCUACCACAGCGAAAGCGCAAGAGGCGGCAGCAAGAAGGACGGGGUGUAGUAUGUGGAUGCAUAUACCUGAACGAUACAUGCUGGAGAAUGUGCAAGACAGCGGGAAAAACGGACCCCAAAUAUUCAGGACCACUCUAAAGGAGAUGUUUAUCUAGCAAGGAGUGAAAUCCGCGGCGUACGUCAUCGUUUCAUGCUUUAAGUUAACUUGUAACGUUGCUAUCGGCGUGACGCCUGAACUGACGAGUUGAGAUGGUGAUUACCGUUAGGUUCAGGGUAUCAGCAUUGAUUUCUUCAUCUUCUGCAAGAAUAGCCUAGGCAGUUCUACCGCCGUGGGAACAGCCGUCGCACGGUCGAGGAUUGCUGACUUGAGGAUUUAUCUGAUUUCCGGAUUAAACUAUCGUUGUACUUUUUAUUCAAUAGAGACUUGUACUCAGCGUUGGAGCUGUAAUUGGCACAUAGCCUCGCAAACCAAGAUUACUGUGCAGGGGCGCGUGCGCGGGCACAUAUUCACACAAUAUCCCAACGCGCGCGUACACACAGACACAUACAAACAUCUGAGUUAAAUAUUUUAUGAUGUGUGUAAGAAAAUUUAAUAUCUUAAAUGCUAACAGCUAUAGACAUUAUUUGCGAUCUGGACAAAAAGUAUUUUCAAGGACAACAUUCAGUCAGUGAAAAGAAGAGAAAACAAUCUUUCUCCGGCAAACAUAAAAAACCUCGACAUUUUUAAAGACUAUUAACAAGUAAAACAUGAGAGAGUCUCGUCUGAGAGGAUCAUCUGCAGGUUACCGAGGAAACGGCAGCGGUAUUGAAAGUCAGCCUGAGGACUGUGAGAGGGUUGGGGGCAAAAGAGGCGAGGAGUGGGAACAGGGAGAGGCCGGGAGUACGGAGCCCUCCGCCGGGCUGCGUGCCGCGGAGCAGCCGCUGCUGCCUGUGCUGGAAAGCCUGGCUGAAGGAUGGUGGCAGAAUGAACUACACACUCGUCAGGAAUUAUAACAUUCUCUUCUUUUCGGAUAUCGUGUUGGCGAUUUUUGUUAGGGAUAAUUAUUCUGAUCUAAUGAUCAUCUAAAUCCUUUGAAUAAUAGUCAAGAAGCUCCUCUUUGUAAUAUUAUACGCUAUAUAUUCUAGAAAUAUUAUACUCAAAUAUAUAUCUUAAUAUCUUAAAACAUUGGUUUUUACCGAGCACAUUAAUUUUGGUUGCACAGAUGGUUUGGCACAUGUAGAUCUGAAAUUAAUUUUCAGUACAUUGGAUUGUGUAUCACUCUGAACUUAUAGGUAUAUGACAGAAAUCCAUCCAAAGAGAAGAUGCCCAGACGUUGGGAAAUAGAUGUAGGGACAUAGAAAGACAUAGUGCCUAUUGAUAUGAAGCCAUUUCUAUUACAUUGCAUAUAGACAACAGACACACAAGAGGACGUCUUGGACAUCUCUUCCUUACAUGAGUAUUCAAAGAGAACUGGAAUUUUAGGGAAAAGGAAAAAGGGGAGUUUAUCACAAGAAUACUUGGAUACAACAGAAGCUCUCUAUCUGCCACCUGGAGACAACGCUCGCGCCAGGCGGAAGAGCAUAGCCACCGGGAAGCAGCCGAGCAUGGAGACCCCCUCUGCCCCCCCUCAACCCUUCCGACAAUCCAGUUUCCUGAGCCGCAGACUGAAGGGUUCCAUUAAGCGGGCCAAGAGCCAGCCCAAACUGGACCGCACCAGCAGCUUCCGCCACAUGAUCCUGCCCCGGUUCCGCAGCGCUGAUCAGGACAGGACUCGCCUGAUGCAGAGCUUCAAGGAGUCCCAUUCCCAUGAGUCUUUGCUGUCUCCCAGUAGUGCUGCGGAGGCACUGGACCUCACCCUGGACGAGGAUGCCAUCAUCAAGCCUGUCCACUCCAGCAUCCUGGGCCAGGAGUAUUGUUUCGAGGUGACGACGGCUUCAGGAACAAAGUGCUUUGCAUGCCGCUCUGCCGCAGAGAGAGACAAAUGGAUCGAGAAUCUUCAGAGAGCCGUCAAGCCCAACAAGGACAACAGCCGGCGGGUGGACAACGUGCUGAAGCUGUGGAUCAUCGAGGCGCGCGAGCUGCCGCCCAAAAAGCGCUACUACUGCGAGCUGUGCCUGGACGACAUGCUGUACGCGCGCACCACCAGCAAGCCGCGCACCGACACCGUCUUCUGGGGCGAGCACUUCGAGUUCAACAACCUGCCGGCCGUACGCAACCUCCGCCUGCACCUGUACAAGGAGACCGACAAGAAGAGACGCAAGGAGAAGAGCACUUACUUAGGCCUGGUCAGCAUCCCCAUCUCCAGCAUCACUGGCCGGCAGUUUGUGGAGCAGUGGUACCCUGUCAUCCAGCCCAGCGUCCUGGCCAAGGGCGGCGGCGUUGGGGGCGGCAAGAUCAUCAACGCCUCGCUGCGCCUCAAGUCGCGCUACCAGACCAUGAGCAUCCUGCCCAUGGAGCUGUACAAGGAGUUCGCCGAGUACGUCACCAACAACUACCGCACGCUGUGCGCCGUGCUGGAGCCGCUGCUGAGCGUCAAGAGCAAAGAGGAGGUGGCCUGCGCCCUGGUGCACAUCCUCCAGAGCACGGGGAAAGCAAAGGACUUUCUGUCAGAUAUGGCCAUGUGUGAGGUGGACCGCUUCACUGAGAGAGAACACCUCAUUUUCCGCGAGAACACCCUGGCCACCAAAGCUAUAGAAGAGUACCUCAAACUGAUUGGACAUAAGUACCUCAAGGAUGCUUUAGGUGACUUCAUCCGAGCCCUCUACGAGUCUGAGGAGAACUGUGAGGUGGACCCCAUGAGAACCCCUCCCUCUGUCCUCGCCGACCACCAAGCCAACCUGCGCAUGUGCUGUGAGCUGGCACUCUGCAAGAUCGUCAACUCCCAUUGCGUGUUCCCUCGCGAGCUCAAGGAGGUCUUCGCCUCCUGGCGGGUCCGCUGUGCUGAACGCGGCCGCGAGGACAUCGCCGACCGCCUCAUCAGUGGCUCCCUCUUCCUGCGCUUCCUGUGCCCAGCCGUCAUGUCGCCGUCGCUCUUCAACCUCACCCAGGAGUACCCGGACGAGCAGACGUCGCGCACCCUCACCCUCAUCGCCAAGGUGGUGCAGAACUUGGCCAACUUCUCCAAGUUUGGCAGUAAGGAGGAGUACAUGUGCUUCAUGAACGAGUUCCUGGAGAUGGAGUGGGGCUCCAUGCAGCAGUUUCUGUACGAGAUCUCCAACCUGGACAGCGUGACCAACGCGGGGGCCUUCGAGGGCUACAUCGACCUGGGCCGCGAGCUCUCCAUCCUGCACAGCCUGCUCUGGGAGGUCAUGGCCCAGCUCAGCAAGGUGCUCAACGCAAACGUCAACAUGCAGAACACACAGGCAGAUGAGGACCAGCACGCCUCAGAUGCCAUCAUCAAACUCGGCCCAUUACCCCGGCUGCUUAACGACAUCAGCAUGGCCCUGCGCAACCCACACCUCCAGCGGCAGCCCAGCCACCAGACGGAGCGGCAGCAGGAGCGGCAGGCCGAGCGGCUCCGCUCCAGACCCAGCUUCAACCGCGGCGUCUCCUCCGACUUCCAGAACCUUAUGAUGCGGGACCUGAACAGUUCCAUAGAUGUCACCCGCUUGCCUUCCCCGACCUCUGCCAUGUCCAGUGGAGGUGUGGGCGUGCCAUCAAGGGCUGGGAUGCCGGGGUUCAUGGACCGUGACCACCCACAUCGAGCCUCGUCGAAAGACGUCUUCUACGUGACCCGACCCCCUUUGGCCCGCUCCAGUCCCGCCUACUGCACCAGCAGCUCCGACAUCACCGAGCCGGACGCCAAGGUUCAGAGUGUUAAUAAAAGCAUUUCUAUGAUGGACCUCCAGGACUCGCGCAUGAACAGCGUGUCUAAUCUGCAGUCUGUGGGGGAUAUGCUCAACUCCUCCCAGGCCUCCCUCUCCGGCCUCGGCAGCUUCGGCGGCCUCGGAGGCCUCGGUGGCGGCGGCGGUGGCAGCGGAGGCGGCGGGAGCGGCAGCGGCGGGCUGGGCGGUCAGCUCCGCGCCGGGGGCCGGCUUUCGGCCGGCUCGGGCGGCUCCAGCAUGUCCGGCGGCCUGCGGCUGAGCCAGCUGAGCCAGAUGGGCGCCACCACCGACUCGCUCUCCCAGCAGCAGCAGCAGCAGGCGGCCGCCAUGCGCUACCCGCUCUCCUUCCAGAACCCGCUGUUCCACCUGGCCGCCGACGGCCCCCAGCACCAACACCACCACCAACACCAUCAGCUCCACCACCAGCACCCGCACGGCGGCGGACGCGCUCAGCCGCCCCCUCCGCUGCUGCUCGCCCCCGAGCCCGACGGCGUGCACCAGGGCUACGCGCCGCAGUUCGGCCACAGCGGCUUCUCGCGCAGCGAGGACCUGUCCACCCUCCGCACGGCCUCGCACCUGGGCCAGCCCAGCAUCAUCCACUCACACAGCUACAGCGACGACUACACGCGCCACAGCCAGGCCGACUACGGCCGCCGACAGCUCUCCAUGCACAUGCAGGACAACCUCCAGCAGCAGGAAAUGAUGAAUCUGGCCUCCCAGACCGGCACCUCCCACUCCUCGUUGGCCUCGCCUCCGUCCACCGUGCAGCCCGUGCGCCAGAGCUCCAUGGCGCCCCCUGGGGGGCAGCCGCAGCCUGCCCAGCGCAUGAAGUCCCAGACGUCGCACCAGCUGUCCGUCAGCUCCGCCGCCGCCUCCACCCCGCCCAAGCAGCAGCGCCCGCAGAGCGGCAACCUCCUGCAGUCGCCCGAGUCGGCGGGGGGAUACGGCGGCGGGCGGCAGCAGGCGGCGCCGCGGCAGCAGCUCUCGGUGAAGGACAACACGGCGCCCGGGCUGCCCCAUCAGCAGAGCUCCGCUCGCGAGAGUCAGGGGUCGCAGGGGUCACAGGGGGGCACUCCGCAGUCCACGCAGCAGUCGUCCAAGCAGCAGCCUCAGCAGCAGCACCUGCUGAAACCCACCAUGAGCAAACAGGGUUCUCAGUCCCCCUCCACACUCAACCCCCCCACCCCGGCCUCGGAGCGGACGGUGGCCUGGGUGUCCAACAUGCCCCACCUGUCGGCCGACAUCGAGAGCUCACGCAUCGACCGAGAGGACUUCAAGCUGAAAGAGUACUCUAAGAGUAUGGACGAGUCUCGGCUUGAUAGGGUGCGCGAAUACGAGGAGGAAAUCAACUCUCUGAAGGAUCGCCUGAUGAUGUCCCACCGCAAGCUGGAGGAGUACGAGCGCCGGCUACUCACGCAGGAGCAUCAGACCAAUAAGAUCCUGCUGCAGUACCAGAGUCGGCUGGACGACAGCGAGCGCAGGCUCCGGCAGCAGCAGCAGGAGAAAGACUCCCAGAUUAAAGGGAUUAUAAACAGACUCAUGGCAGUGGAGGAUGAGCUGAGGGGUGGAGCUUUGGUUGAGCCUAAAACCAGGAUAUUCGCUGAGCAGGAAGGCCAGCUUUCCUCCUUGGGUUCAGCAGACCGCAGUGUGAAUAAAGGAGGAGGAAGAGGAAUAGCCCUCGCAGCUGACCCUGGAGUCUCUUCCUCUGGACUCUCCCCAGACAAACCCCCUCGGAAUGGAGUGCUGUCCCCCCCGUCAGCCCCAUCUCGUCGCCCCCCUCCUCACCCUAACCACAGACAGAAUGGAGAGCUCCGUGGCAACCAAAAGCCCAUCCCAGUGUCAGUCACAACGGCAACUAGCACCCCAGCAACCGAGUCUGGCCUAGCAGAAGGGGGAGCAGGUCGAUAACAACACCAAAACCAAAUGAAUUAGAGAAGACCCAGAGCCUGAAAAAAGUGACCCUAAUGUCCCUAGACAAGCUCCUCAUCGCACCAUUUUGUUUUUGCUAUAUCCUGUGCUCAAACCAGAGAGAGAGAAGAGUUCUGUGUGAGGGGGCAGCACAUAUUUUACAAAUAGCAGGAACAGAAGAGAAUCAAGGGCUCUUAAGGGAUCUGCUCUCCAAAGAUCCAAAAAGGCUUUGGUCAAUAUAUGUCUUUAAAGACAAGUGACAAUACUUUAAAUCUCCUGGAUAUCAUUGGAAUAUCAUAUUGUUUUUUUUUUUUUAAAGAAAGCUUUUAACAAUCCUCUUACUUGUUGACCACAACAUGGUUAAUGGAGAAUGCAAAAGAGAAUCCAUAAGUAUAAUCUUGAUCAUAUGGACUCAGUCGUAGUUGUCUUCUGUCUUGAAACUGCUAUAAACAUCCUUUGGUGAAGACAUUUUCAUGUGGUCUAGCUUCCGUAGUGCCUUUCAGCAUCUAUAAACAGGGUUAAAAAAAGUAAUGUUCUAGCAAUGUUAUCACACUAGUGGUUGAAUUACACAGUGUAAAUCAGAAAAUCAAAGAGAACUGUCAGUCCCAUGCCAUUUGAACAAAACUGUGUCCAAGACAAACCAAGUCCACUUUUUUGUGGAUUUUACAACAAACAACAAACACUUGAGGGAAGUGGUUAUAGUCACCAAAAUUGUAAUUAACUUCUUUGUUUGUUUAUUUUUCGCCGAACUGGACUUGCAUUGUUUUCUCUUCUCAAUCUCAGAACCUGAUGAUGAUUACUUGGUGCUACAGAAACGAACCGUGCCAUUUCCAGAACAAGUCUGUGUCAUAGCACUGCCUCUCAUUCACCCACUGUUCAUCUGUCCUUGUCCACGCUGCUCCUUUUUCAUUUACAGCCUACUGUCAAAAUGUCUAAGUGUUUAUAUGUGCAUGUGUGUGUGUGUGUGUGUGUGUGUGUGUGUGUGUGUGUGUGUGUGUGUGUGUGUGUGUGUGUGUGUGUGUGUGUGUGUGUUUGUGUGUGUGUGUGUGUAUGUGUGAAUUUGAGAGAGGUAGAGAGGGUGAGUGUAAAAAAUCUAAUGUUUGUCUGCAUUGAUGGUCAUGAAGGAAGUGGAAGAUGAGGUGGACUCUGUCAGGUAACCUAUCGCCUGCCAAUCAAAAGAAAAGAGGGCAGGACAUUAAUGGGAAAUAAUGGCAGGUAUAUAUCUAUAUAUGUGUAAAGAAAUAACAUCUAUUUUUCUAUGCGUCACUAUAUGCCUCAAGACAGCUGUCCAUAAAAGUAUUUGUAAGUGCCCCACUGAGAAAAUCAGUGUUGACAAAUAAUGUUUGAGAAUUAUUUGACUGAAAUGUAAGUUCUUGUCCUUAGUUAUUGCAAAUUUGCUUUUAGAAGAGGUGUGAGACUGAAAUAUGUCAUCAUUUUUACUUUUCGAUUAACCCUUGACUGAUCCUUGGUAACAUACUGGCCCUAAAGACAGCAAAAUUCAUUUUCCCAGGUAAAAUAUUGUGUUUGUUCUGAGAAGCUCAAAGUGAGCUUUUUUGUACAAUUUAAAAUGGUUUCUUAAAAGCAUGCCAGAUACCUACAGUAAUGUAUUACGGUGGACUGUGUUAAGCAUAUCUUUAGUCCUGUUCUAUGUUACUCAUCCCUUUUCCUUUCUAUGUGUUCCAUUCCGUGUGUAUACUGUUCAUUGUGAUGCUUGUUCGGAAGAGUGACUUUAUUGCCAUUUUGCUUUAAAUUUGCGCAAGACAUCCAUGUAUAUAUGCAUUGUUGUGCUGAUGCAAUGACCUAUUGUUCUUCAUGCGCAACUAGUUUUAUGGAAAGGACAAAAGUUAACCCAUGCCUCAUUUAUCCUUUAUUAUUUGUUUUGCAAGUGCAUACACUAGGCCUUAAAAUAAUGUAGAAAUGCAGCAAGCACAGCAUGCAGUGUUGAAAUGCCUUUACCACGGGCUACCAUGUGCAAUUGGCAUAUGAACAACAAAUCAAACAAUAAAAUUAUUGAGCUAUAAUGUCCAGAAGAGUGUCUAGCCAGGGGAAGGUAGGAACUGGUUAUGAUUCUGUAAGAGUGAAAAAUAAAAGUGUAGAUGAGGGCUAUCAUUUAAAUGACCUGUGCUGCAUCUAGUAAUAAAUACAACGUGUUACAAUAGGGGAGAUGCAUUGUAGGACUACAGGGUUGACAAUGCACAGUGCCAUGAAUAUACCUCAGACAAAGAAUUGAGAGACUCAGGUAAACAAACCAUUGCCUCACACAUGAACAUAAACAGGCAAAAAACAGUAAACGAAUGGCUGCCUCUGAGUGGUUCAUCCAUCUAUCAGAAGCAAUGAUUGGAUAGCACUCUACCAAGCUCCUCCCCUGUUCUUCUCUCUCUAUCUUCCUUCUCUCCCUCCAGCCAAUCACACAGCUUCAUGGCGGACAAUCUGGAACCUGAUUGGCUGAUGCAGCCAGGGCGGUACUCAGGAUGGCCUGGCUUUAAUUCAAGGGCAGUAUCUCAUGAUUCGGUUGGUUGACAGAAGGAGAAACUGAGGC